GGUUCGAGAGGUUUAUUAAAGAAGCCGAAUUAGGUUGCUCCCGCCGUAGCAAAACUGAUCUUUUUCCUCAAUUUUCUCCCCUCUUCUCGCCGUCUCUUCUUCUAUAUGAUCCAGUAACGGCUAAGAUCGAAAACCCGGUGCUCGUGCUUCCCUCAUUGUGUCUUCCGGCCCGAAUACCUCCUUGAUGCGAUGAACCGUGGAGGGCGAUCGGCGGCGGCGGAUUCGAACGGUGUGGCGAAGAACAUGCUGACGGUGAGGAACUGGGUCUCGCUUGAUUGCACGGGGAGGAGCACUGUCUUGGACGUGGACAAGCACGUUAUUAUGCGCAGGGCGCAGAUCCACGCCCGGGACCUCAGGAUCAUCGAUCCCUUGCUUUCCUACCCUUCAGCCAUUCUGGGCAGGGAGAGGGCCAUCGUUCUCAAUCUCGAGCAUAUCAAAGCGAUCAUCACUGCAGAAGAGGUGUUGCUAAGAGACCCCUCUGAAGAGAAUGUUAUCCCAGUUUUGCAGGAGCUUCAUCACCGUUUGCCAGCUAAUUUUGCUCAUCAUGCAGAGGGGGAAGCAAUAGGCCAUUACGGAGUCACCGAAGUAAAUGGGUUCGAAUCACGGCGAUAUCAGUGGAGCUGUCCCUUGCAGGCACCCCCCUCACCUAGGAGGCCACUAGGCCAAAAGGCCCUCUAUGAUUUACCUCCCUUCUACAUGUUGUGGGGUCGAGGGGUGUCUGGGAAAAGGAUGCCGAACAAUGAACUUCCUCCGUUUGAAUUUCGGGCCUUGGAAGUUGCUUUAGAAGCUAUAUGCCAUUGGCUUGAUGCACGUACAAAAGAAUUGGAAGCUAGCGCUUAUCCAAUCUUAGAUGAACUGACAUGCAAGAUCAGCAGUGUCAACCUAGACAAGGUGCGGAGGCUUAAGAGUACUACGACAAGGCUGACUGCUAGUGUUCAAAAAGUAAGAGAUGAAAUUGAACAAUUACUAGAGGAUGAUAAUGACAUGGCUAAUCUUUAUCUCUCAAGGAAGAUGGCUACAGAGUCUCCACGUUUGGAUGACUCCCAAACGGUGAACUCACCUUUUUUAAUUUCAAAAUCUCCCAAAAUAAGCAAAGCCAGUGUAGCAACAAAUCAAGGAAGUGAUUAUAAUGUGGAAGAGCUGGAGAUGCUGCUUGAGGCAUAUUUCAUACAAAUUGACAGCACUUUGAACAAAUUGAAUACACUUCGUGAAUACGUUGAUGAUACUGAGGACUAUAUCAAUUUACAGCAUGACAACCAUCGGAAUCAGCUGAUCCAGUUAGAACUUUUUUUAAGUGCUUGCACUGUGAGUUUGACUUUCUAUUCAUUAGUGGGUGGGAUUUUUGGCAUGAACAUUCCAUUCUCGUGGAAUGACAACCAUGAAUACAUCUUCAAUUGGGUGGUUACUAUCGGAGGAUUGAUAUCUGCACUGAUACUCGUAACUGUUUUAGCUUUUGCUCGUUUCAAGGGCCUUAUUGGGUCUUGAUUGUACAGGGUUCUGGAAGCAGUCUCCUGUUUGGUUAAGGAAACAACUUAGGAUGCCGUUCUUGGUUUGGAAUUGAGGUCACAAAGCACGACUCUCGAUUGCUUUAAUGGUUGCUUUGAGUUCUUCCUGGAUUGAUGCUCUUGUUGGUGACAAGACCAUGUCACCCCACACUAAACCUGCUCCGCAACAAGCAUCCUUCUUGGGGUAGAGUUCAUAGAUCGAAUCAGCAUUGUCGUUCAGGUUGCUUACAUCUUCUAGACAACUGAUAUGGUGACGAUCUACUAGUAAAUUGCUGCUCCCAUCUUUCCACCCUAUCAACUGCAUUGUUCAGCAGUCGUAUAAAUAUGUGACUCAUUCAAUAUUUUUCACUCGAAAACAAAAAGUUAAAUCAGUCUUUAAAAACAUUGGUGAAAGAAGGUGAUAAAGUGACCUUCGGAGAGCCUAUCGCGUUCGUGGAGUAGAGCCUGGCAUUGUCGACAAGUUGGCAAUAUUUUGGGAAGGCGUUGGCAAAUCUUUGGUGGGACUUCAAUUGGGACUGCACCCUCACCGCUCU
Molecule: messenger RNA, 2038 nt
Organism: Zingiber officinale
Lineage: Eukaryota; Viridiplantae; Streptophyta; Magnoliopsida; Zingiberales; Zingiberaceae
Product: magnesium transporter MRS2-I-like
Exons: 15
Coding region: 190-1485 (431 amino acids)
Biological process (GO): transmembrane transport; magnesium ion transport
Cellular component (GO): membrane
Molecular function (GO): magnesium ion transmembrane transporter activity
Source: RefSeq, a predicted model, not a curated record